UCUAUUUUGAAUCAUAAUUAAUAAUUAAAUCAUCAAAAUAAAUUAUAUAUACAAUUUUGAUAUUGAAAAAAAAUUUAUAUAUGCUACUACGCGUAUAAUAAAAACAUUAUCUUAAUAAUAAUAUUUAACAAAUACAAAUUUAAUUUAAGCGUACAGUACGUUCGUGUGUGAUGACAGAAUUAGACCCUUACCACUACCAUGUAAUUUGAAUGAGGCCAAUCACCCAGCCACCAUCUCCGAAUGGAACAUAAUCAGGCUGCAAAUAUAAACGAAGUUCCAAAAAUCGUCGGUGGUUCUGUAGCAAAGGAUGGGCAAUAUCCCUAUCAAGCAUCACUUCGUUAUAGAAAUCGUCAUUUUUGUGGAGGAUCAGUAUUAAAUGAAAGAUGGAUACUGACAGCUGCUCACUGCUUAUCAAGUUUUAAUGAUACAGCAAUAACCGUCGUAUUGGGUACUAACACUUUAGACAAAGGCGGUGAUGAUUAUCAAUCUGAAAAAAUAAUUGGCCAUCCAAAAUACAGUUCUAUAUUGAUCAGAAAUGAUAUUGGAUUGAUCAAAUUGGAUAAGAAUAUCGUUUUCGGAGAGAAAGUAAAGCCUAUUCAAUUACCCAAUGAAAACUUCAGUAAAAUAGAUUAUCCUGCUGUAUUAUCUGGUUGGGGAACCACUAACUAUCCUGGACAAGUACCAAAUGAAUUAUACUAUAUUCAGUUGAAUGUGAUCGAUCAAAAACAAUGUUUAAACGUCAGCUUCCGUGUCACCAAUGACAAUAUCUGCACACUUAACAAGAGGGGUGAAGGCGCUUGUCAUGGUGAUUCUGGUGGACCAUUGGUUGCCGAUAAUGUACAAAUCGGAGUAGUAUCCUGGGGAAUACCGUGUGCAAGAGGUCAACCGGAUGUCUUCACUCGCAUCUACAGUUAUAUUGAUUGGAUCAAUAUAUUUUAUAGGACACGACUAGGGGAGAGGAUGGUUAGUAUGAGCUCUAUGCUCGUGGAAACUGUUAGCAUAAACUAUGAAGAUUUUAAUGAAAGUUUUUUAACAUGUGGUACAUGUCUUUGUGUUUAUGAUGGUGGAGAACAUACCCCCAAAUUAUUACCAUGUUCACAUACUGUAUGUUUACAUUGUUUAACAAGAAUUGCUGCAUCUCAAACUCGUGAGACUGGUGCUUUUCGAUGUCCUAUUUGCAGAGAAUUAAUAACAAUUCCUCGUGGUGGAGUUCCUGCUUUACCACCUAGUUUUCUUGUAAAUCAAUUGCUUGAUCUUAUGUCUAGACAAAGAAGAGAGGUUAUUCCAAAAUGUUCAGUUCAUAUAAAUCAAGAAUUAUUAUUUUGUGAAACAUGUGAUACAGUGUUUUGUACAGUAUGUACAGGUGGUAAUCAUGCAGGAACAUCACCAGGAUGUACUGAGCAUACUAUCAUACCUUUUAGCAUUGCAAUAAAAAGAAUGUCUGAAAUCUUGCUUUAUAAAGCUAAUGAAUGUAUAUCUAAGUUAACACAAGCCCAGGAUUCUGUAAGUACAGAAUUACAACGUUUGGAGGCUUCAACAGAAAAAUGUUUGAAUGCUGUAGAUACUGAAUUUGCAGAAAUUAUUUCAAAAAUAGAAAGAAGACGUUCAGAAUUACAAGCAGCUGUUACUGCUGCUGCAAGAGAUAAAAAACAUGUGUUAGAAGAACAACAUGCUCUAAUAGAAGCUGAAAAAAAUAAAGUGCAAGGAGAAUGUGAAGGAUUACAAUAUCAGGUUGAAGUUCGAAAUAUUACACAAAGAAUUGGUAGUUUAUCUGAUCAACUUGAUGCGGCAUCAGCACUUAGUGAACCUAAAGAAAAUGCUUUUAUUACUUUUGAAUUUAAUCACAAUAAUGCUCUUUCUCAACUAGAGGAAGCUCUUAAUAACUUGGGAAGAGUACGUUCUAGUACAACAUUGCCAGGUUUAUGCAGAGCCCGGUUGAAAGAUUCUGCCAUAGUUAAACUACAAGCAGCUGUUGUAGUAGAGACUGUUGAUUAUCAUGGGCAUCCUAGAAAUGUCGGAGGAGAUCUUAUCACUGCAGAAUUAACAUUAGCAGAUAGUAUUCAUUCAGAAAACCAAAGUUCCAGUAUUGAAACUGAAAUAUUAGAUUUAGAAAAUGGUACAUAUGAAGUACUAUUUCGACCUCCAUCUGCAAGUCGUUAUAUUUUAAAGUUAUCAGUUUUUGAGCGGCCUAUUAAAGAUUAUCUAUUUUUUGAUGCAACUGAACAUAAUGAACCUAUUAAGAUAUAUGGAAGACGAGGAAACGGAAAAGAUGAAUUUCAUCAACCAGUAGCAGUUGCUGUUGAUGAUGAUGGCAUGAUAUAUAUUUUAGAUACUGGAAACUCACGAAUAAAAGUACUCAAUUGUGAUUUAGAAUUUCAAAGGCAUAUAACUAAUGAAGGUCUAGAAGGACGUAGUUGUACAGGAAUUGGUAUUUCUCAACAAGGUAUUGUUGUUGUUAAUUGGAGGACACGUAAAAUAACUGAAAUGAAUUCUUUAGGAGAUACUGUUAAAUCUUUUUCCCAUAAUGCAUUUCAAGAACCAAUUGAUGUUGCAGUUGAUAGAAGUUAUGGCCAUAUACUUGUUGCAGAUAAUGGUCAAAGUUGUGUUUUUGUAUUUGAUUCUGAUGGCAAAAUUCUCUUUCAGGUUGGAAAAAGAAGUACAUUUAAAUUAAUUACAUCUGUGACUGUUGGUCCCAAUGGCGAAAUAAUAGUGGCUGAUAGUCGUAUACAAGUAUUUUCUGCUAAAGGAGAUUUUUCUGAAGAAAUUUAUUCAGAAGGCAAAGGAAAAGGUACUUAUGGAGGCCUCGCUGUUGAUGCAGAAGGCAGAAUACUUGGUACUCGUACCGAUAAAGGUCGCAGUAUAAUCCAAGUCUUAAAGUUAGGAGGAGGUAAUAUUUUAACUGAAAUUGAUUCACAUAGUUCAAAAUUACGACGUCCUUCAGGUAUUGCAGUACUACCUGAUAAUCAUUUAGUAGUUGUAGACUUGGGAAAUGAUUGUAUAAAAAAAUAUAGAUACUGGUAAAAACAA
Apis florea (little honeybee) is the source of this 3027-nucleotide messenger RNA. Its product is annotated as tripartite motif-containing protein 2. Lineage: Eukaryota; Metazoa; Arthropoda; Insecta; Hymenoptera; Apidae. Gene Ontology annotation, molecular function: zinc ion binding; protein binding. The record is from RefSeq and is a predicted model, not a curated record.